Messenger RNA from Phycomyces blakesleeanus NRRL 1555(-), 474 nucleotides. RefSeq lists its product as hypothetical. Lineage: Eukaryota; Fungi; Mucoromycota; Mucoromycetes; Mucorales; Phycomycetaceae. The coding region runs from base 1 to 474 and encodes 157 amino acids. The transcript is spliced from 2 exons. The record is from RefSeq and is a predicted model, not a curated record.
AUGCUUGUAAAAACAUUGUCUCUCUUUGCACUUGGUUCAGUGACCUUGAACCUUGCUUAUGCUGCACCACUACUCCAACAACAACAAAGCCUUGAUGGUUCUAAACGAUUGAAGGCUCAAAAUACCCAGAAAUGCUUUGAACUCACGUAUCCUUUGAAUGGCACGGUCUGGAAUAUAGACGGUGACGACGGCCAUUCACACGAUAUCACCUGGAAGGUUGUUGGAGACUGUAGACCAGAAAAUUAUAUCAAUAUCAUUCCUGUGAUUCAAGACACCGAAGAUGGUUUGGUCAGUCUGGGGCUUGGAGACCCACAAUAUACCAGCCAAUUACUCGAUAUCCAGUCAGGCAGGGCACGCAUCAGUCUAGAUGAUCUGGAAGGAGAAGGAAGAUAUGUAUUUGUAAUUGGUCCAUUAUCAGAAGACUGGUCAGACUAUGCAGAUCUGGCAUAUACCCUGAAUAUCAUGUACCUGUAA